GUUGGCCAACCGUCGAUGAAUCCUGAAGAAGAAGAAUCUGUGUCAUGCGCAGUAGCGGCCUAGGCUAGCUGGUUAAACAUGGCGGACCAAAACAAGAAGGACAUCGAUCAGAAGUUCUACAAUGAGAUAUUAACCCCGUCGGAGCUGUUUGCCGCCCGGUCCCGGAGUCACAAGAUCCCGGUCCGAGGACAGAAGGACUUCUUCCCCGACGGCUCCGACGAGCAACGGCGGCGACUUGAGCAAAGUCUGAACGAGCACUGGGGCCUGCUGUCGGAGGAGAGGGUGGAGAAGAUAGGAAACCUGGUGAAGGCCACGUGGAGCCCCACAGAGAGGGUGGUGGAGCUGCAGACUCCAGCUGGUAAGUUUUGGCAGACGAUGGGCUUCUCCGCCUCCGGUAAGCAGCGCCUCCUCCCCGAAGAGGCUCUCCACCUGAUGGAGUGUGGGAGCCUGCAGGUGUCGCUUCACCAGCUGCCGCUGUCCAUCCAGGACGGCUACGAGAAGUUCCUGUCGCCGGGCGGCGGCGUGAGUCUGCUGCAGUACCAGGUGUUCGGCCACCUGAAGAGGCUCGGCUACGUGGUGCACCGGUUCCAGCCCAGUGCACAGCCGUCGUCCUAUGCGAGGCAGCUGAACUUAACUCAGUCACUUGACACAGCGGGGAAACGUGUGAAGAGGAAGCGCAGCGACAGUCCCUCCACAACAUCAAGUCACACCGAGGCUCAAGAAGAAGAAUCCGAGGAGGACAUCAAACCCACGCCGUUGCCCGUGGAGACGCCUCCGGAGACGCCGGGCGCCCAGAGUGCCGGAGGAGGCGGGACCUGGUGGUUAACGGACGACCCGGUGGUCCAAUCGGAUCCCCGGCCCGCCUCCGGUUCCUCCCGCCGAGACUUCGUCUCCGUCCUCUUCCCCGACCUGGGCUCCGGGGGGCGCCUCUCCGGCCCGCUGGCCCCCCCGGACCCCUCCCUGCUCCCCGGGUGUUUGGCGGUGGGCGUCUGCGACCUCGCCAGCUGGAGGCGGAGACUAAACCAGAGGUACGUGAGGACGUCCCCAGAGGAGAGGCGGCGGAUGCGGCUGACGCGGCUGACGCGGCGGUACGACGGCAUCAAGGACCGAGAGGUGCGGCGGUGCAGGAACUGGGCGGAGUAUCAGGAGCUCCUGGAGACGCGUCGGGGGAGGAGCCGCCACGGCCGGCCGGCACACCUGUGGAGCCGGAAGGUCGCUCCUCUGCACGACCCCGAGCGCCCGAUCCCCACCGCGAAGCUGCUGGAAAAAAUCAGUGUGAUCGAAUCUACAGAUUUACUGGAGGGAGCGUCCAGGUUGGAGGACGCCGGCGGGUGGAGGAUCUGUUUCAAUGUUUACCAACCCGACUCGGUGGCCGACUUCAAGAAGAGCGACCCGGGGAAACCGUACGCCCGCGUGUGCUCGUGCAGUUUCUCCGGCGCGGUGCCCGACCUGCGAGCCAUCAAGCUGCUGUCGUUCCAGAGCGCCGGCGUGCCGGUGGUCUUUGGCGUGGUGGACCACGGGGACGUCUCCUUCUACACCUUCAAAGGCUUCCAGCUGCCCACCGAUGUUUUCCCCUGAGCCCACGACGACUGACUCCUCAAAGACUUCUGGACCAAACUGAGUCAACAAGUCACUUCGCUGAGCUUCACUCUUAACAUUCUUGCCAAAGAAACUGAUUUUAAGCUCUAAAAAUAGGUUUGCAGGCGAGAAAAUAAACAUUUAGAUUACCAUGAUGUGAAAUAAUACUUUAAAAAAUGCCGCCAUUUUUUGUAGCGGGUCUCGCGGUCCGUUCACGUGCCUCGUCCUCUCUGAUCUCCAAACAUAGUGAAACCUGCGUCUCAUAUUUAUGUUGGCUGGAUAUCAAUAUUUUCUUUUCUCAAUUUUCCAAUUAAAAACCUGGAAUAAUU
Molecule: messenger RNA, 1907 nt
Organism: Pseudoliparis swirei
Lineage: Eukaryota; Metazoa; Chordata; Actinopteri; Perciformes; Liparidae
Gene: tsen54
Product: TSEN54 tRNA splicing endonuclease subunit
Exons: 11
Coding region: 79-1578 (499 amino acids)
Biological process (GO): tRNA-type intron splice site recognition and cleavage
Cellular component (GO): tRNA-intron endonuclease complex
Source: RefSeq, a predicted model, not a curated record